GUGCCAUCUUCGUGCGCUAAUCAUGUUGUAUGCGACACCACUAUGAAGUAUUCUCUUGGCUGGGUCUAUGGUCAAGAGCAAUCAAACGUGCUAUACUACCAAUAUGAUGUAGGCGACAAAUUCAAUUCUGCUCCAACAAGAAAGGACAGGUAAUAACGCAACAAGUGUCCAAAACCUGCAAUACACCGGGCUGCACCAUGCACACAAUCCUUUUCCUACGGUACUCACAAAAAUGAAAAAGAACAUUUUCUUGGUAGCGAUAAGCGCAUUUGCACCGUUUGGUUCUGGAUGAUACAGCGAGCCGUUAGAACAAAACGAUGCAAAGGCGUUGUAAAAUACAAAUGGCGCAAACAUUUAUUUUGUUCAUCAGAUCUCUGAACGCUCACAGCGAAUCGCACCGCUUCUCAGAUGAUUUUCAACAACAAUUCCCACCCUUUGGUGCUGAAAUAGGAAGCAAAAACUUGGAGAUGGCGGAUGACAGUGAGUGCUACUAUAACACCAUUAAGAGAAAGUUAACCAGCGGAAGCAUUGAGUCGCUAGAUGUGGUUAGCAACGUGUUGGACAAGGAUCAUUCUUUGCUGUUCAGACUGUAUAAAGAGGUGGGAAACAUCACCAUUCGGUACAAAGAGACCAGUUUGAUGAGUUUGAAGGAGUUGCUGUGCCACACGGCAGUUGUAGGCAAACUUGAUUUGGAGUUACCGGCGAUUCAACCGGUCAUCCGUUACUUUGAGGCCAACCUGUUAAACCGGAUGGACGAGUUGAUGGCAUUGGAUGAACUACCGUUGUGGACUUACGGACUCUCAAGUCACAUGAGAUUAAGAAUGAUAGAAGCGAUGUCAGAGCAUCUGAACCAGUGGGACGGCCUCGCAGCGAUUCCGAACGCAAAUGGAGUAUCAUCGGACACCAAUCUAGAUUUGUGCAGCAUUGAAGACACUUCUGAGUUUAUUGCCAAAUUUUCAGAAAAAGAAAACGAUGAAGAGAACCUACCAGGCUGCACAAAUCUAGAUCGGUGUUCGAUGGUAUGUUCGGAAAAAGAAAACGAUGAAGAGAACCUACCAGGCUGCACAAAUCUAGAUCGGUGUUCGAUGGUAUGUUCAGAAAAAGAAAACGAUGAAGAGAACCUACCAGGCUGUGAAGCAGCGAUUAGCUUGGAUACAAGCGUGAACACGUCAAACUUGGAUAGAAUGCUUGGUACGGCAGAUCACAUGUGCAACAACCGCAACGAAGAGUAUAACAGUAUGGUUGGCAUGAGGGAUGAAAAGGUGAUCAUCAAUGGUAAACCUGGCAACAAAAUUAGGAGAGAGACAGUUGCCAAGCACGUAAAGGUGCUCAUAGAAAAUCUAUCGCAGAUUGAACUAAACACUUUGAAGCUUGACAAGCACACCGUGCCAUUUUUUAUAGCUAGUGUGAGAGACAGCUUUCUCAUCCCAAAGCUGUUCACGAUUGAAGAACUGGUUGUAAACGAAAUUCUGCAGAGUAAGCAUUACCACUCGCUCCAGAGCAAAAUAAAAGCAUAUGUGAACGGACAAACCAUCGAUAAUAUCAAUGUAAUGCUUUUCAAACUGUUCUUACGUUGCAAAGUCAACCUCUCAUACGAAAAUUCGUUGAUGUUGGUUGAUAACGUCUGUUUGGAUUGCUUGGUAUUCUUUCUGGCAAGACAUUCAAAUGCUGGUAUCUGCCAAUUGGUGUCUUUUCUUGAACAGCAAAGGUAUUUUUACGUGUUGAUGAUUUCUGGUACGAACAAAAUAUCACGUGAUGUUAUUGACUUGGUGAAUUCUUCUGUGACGGGCAAAAAUAAUGAAAGCUGUUUGGGUAAUGCGCAGGUAAGGGAGUUGAUCAUGAGUGUGUCUCAGGAAUGUAGAAAUGAAGUAAAAGAUAAUGCAUUCGGGCUUGGUGAUUCCGAUUCGGACACAGAAAUAAGCAAAUAUGGUAGUUCUGGUCCUGACACGGAUGGACUGACCAAGAGAUUGAAAACAAAAAUGUCUCUCAACAACGAACAUGUGCAGCUAGAUGAUGAUUUGCCAUCUGGAAAGAACAAAAUAAGCCAUUUGCCGUGUCCAUUUCUAUCUUUUAUCUGCGGUCAGACCAGAAGAUUCCACAAUUUAAGUAUAGAACCGAUAGAUUAUAUUUUACACACACUUAGAACGAAAAGACUUAGCACAGAGGAGCAGAGGUUGCUGGAUGAAUUGUGUUGUACCGGCUACGAAGGAGAUCUUGGCGAAAAGCUUUGUUCGAGGAUGCGUAAAGAGGAACAAUACGAAAUAAGUGCGAUCAUAGCGAAGCCUUUUCAUACGAAGUAUUUCUCCUACUUCUUUCGGCGUAGGGAACAAAGCACCAAGGUCUUUGAUUAUCUGCUGAAUCACCUGCCAUCAAUGAGCACCAUGAACAGUUUAAAAACCCUGGUAAUGAUUUUUAGUAGCAAAGUGUUCUAUGAAGACGAUUUUGUGCUCAAUAACACGGCUGAUGGAGAAGAGCAAAGAAACUCACACGAUCAUGGUAGUGUUGUGGUGGAUGAGCAUGGAAAGCAAGGGCAUUCGAUCCGGAGUGAAGAUGAAAAUUGUUUAAUGGAACAGGCACUUAACGAUUAUGUUAACAGCAAGUACAACAAAUACAAGCAUACACUUUGCAAACUUGCAAGAAGCCUUGAUAAGAAGCGCGGCGCUGACAUUCUCAACGUUCCGUACGUCUUGAACAGUUUAAUCCCCCACAUCAAUCAGUUUACGUUUAAUUUAAAGAAAUUUUAUCGAAAGAUAACUUAUCACGUGGCAGCGUACCGUUUUUUGGAAGGCACAGGGUGCAAAAACGAGCUUCUCAGUAUUUUUCUGUCCGAUAAAAAGUACGACAUCCUGCAUCAGCUUAAGUUCGUUUCAGAAUUGAAGGAAGGCGAGUCUGACAGUACGACUCACCGAAUUAUACUCGAGUUUUAUCUUAACCGAGUGUUGAACAACGAUUUCAUCGAAGAAACACACGUGAUGUACGUGAAAGAGAUGCUUGAUUACCUGCUGACCGUAGAAAUGAGCACAGAAAUAAAAAGAAGCUACGACUGUGUUCUAUUCCGUGCCAAGCAGUGCAUGUCAAUGAUGGGACUUGAAUUGAAAGUGAAAAACGUACGAAGUACCGAACAGUGAUUGUGAGUUCUGCAGCAGUGGAUGAGUCUCUCCGUGACACGUACAUCACGGCCAGGCAUAUUCGCUCAUGAAUUGGCCUGACAGCGCAUGUGAUGCUGCUUAGGAAGAAUAUUUCGUUUAAUUUUGGUGUGCGAGGUGGUAGCUUUGAUGUUUACGUAGGAUGAGUGCACCGAGCAGCACGAUGAUACCUGCUGAUGGGGCUCUGUCAACGGUUGUUUAAGUAAAUCUUUUCGGUGCGA
Molecule: messenger RNA, 3367 nt
Organism: Vavraia culicis subsp. floridensis
Lineage: Eukaryota; Fungi; Microsporidia; Pleistophoridae
Exons: 1
Coding region: 318-3128 (936 amino acids)
Source: RefSeq, a predicted model, not a curated record